Messenger RNA from Phodopus roborovskii (desert hamster), 1164 nucleotides. It is a transcript of the gene B3gnt6, whose product is annotated as UDP-GlcNAc:betaGal beta-1,3-N-acetylglucosaminyltransferase 6. Gene Ontology annotation, molecular function: hexosyltransferase activity. NCBI's taxonomy places the organism in Eukaryota, Metazoa, Chordata, Mammalia, Rodentia, Cricetidae. Gene Ontology annotation, cellular component: membrane. Bases 1 to 1164 code for a protein of 387 amino acids. The record is from RefSeq and is a predicted model, not a curated record. The transcript has a single exon.
AUGGCUCGACUCUGCCGCAGGUCCAAGAAUACCAUGACACUGGCUUUCCUUUUAGUGGGUAUGACUUUUGUGGGGCUGCACCAGUGGGUCCUUCAGAUGCCCACACAGGAGAAAGCUGAGGGCACCAACGCUGCUUCCUGGUCUUCUGCAGCUGCAGUGCAGCCGUCGCCGCCCCUCCCGGCGCCUCCGUGCGUGGCCAACGCCUCUGUGAACCUCACAGAGGGCUUCGAGCAGCUACCCGCUCGGAUUCAAGACUUCUUACGCUACCGCCACUGCCGCCGCUUCCCACAACUGUGGGACGCGCCUCACAAGUGCGCGGGCCGCCGAGGCGUCUUCCUGCUGCUGGCCGUGAAGUCCUCGCCUGCGAACUACGAGCGGCGCGAGCUGAUCCGACGCACGUGGGGCCAGGAGCGCAGCUAUAGCGGGCGACAGGUGCGUCGCCUCUUCUUAUUGGGGACCUCCCCUCCUGAAGAGGCAGCGCGCGAGCCUCAGCUGGCUGAUCUGCUGGGACUGGAGGCGCGCGAGCACGGCGACAUGCUGCAAUGGGACUUCAAGGACACCUUCCUCAACCUCUCGCUCAAGCAUCUGCACCUGCUGGAUUGGACAGCGGAGCACUGCUCGGGUGCGAGCUUCCUGCUCAGUUGCGACGACGACGUCUUCGUGCACACGGCCAACGUGCUGCACUUCCUGGAGGUGCAGUCGCCCGAGCACCACCUCUUCACUGGGCAGCUCAUGGCCGGUUCUGUGCCGAUCCGCGACAGCUGGAGCAAGUACUUCGUGCCCCCGCAGCUCUUCCCGGGCAAGGCCUACCCAGUGUACUGCAGCGGCGGCGGCUUCCUUCUGUCCAGCCGCACAGCCCGCGACCUGCGCAGGGCGGCACUCCAUGUCCCACUUUUCCCCAUCGACGAUGCUUACAUGGGCAUGUGUCUGCAGCAGGCCGGCCUGGAGCCCAGCAGCCAUGAAGGCAUCCGGCCCUUUGGCGUACGGCUGCCGGGUGCAAAGCGCUCAUCCUUCGACCCCUGCAUCUAUCGCGAACUCCUGGUGGUGCACCGUUUCGCGCCCUAUGAGAUGCUGCUCAUGUGGAAGGCACUGCACAACCCAGAGCUGCACUGUAGCCACAGGCACAAUGCAGGGUCUCCUGAGGCCAGAAAGCUCGGGAGCUGA